AUGGCAUCUCAGGAAGGCACUGACGAUGGAACGAGCAGCAUUGUCGCGAAGAGCCUCACCACAAGUGCUAGCCAUAACUACACGAAUACUGUAAUACAGGGAUCAGCUCGCGCUCAUCUUGGUGAUCACUAUGAAGUUCACAUCCAUGGAGUGGUUGUCGGACACCAAGAUCCUUCGCCCCCAGGCAAAAAGGAGCGACUACACCGACUGCCUGCUCUCAUCAGUACCAAUUUUGUUGGUAGACAGGAAGAGCUCAAGUCUAUGAGACAGCAUCUCACCUCAGAGAAUUCUGGUCACCCACGGCGCAGUGUAAUUUGUGGUGUCGGCGGAGCGGGAAAAUCGCGACUUGCACAUGCUUAUUAUGCCAAGUAUGCUUCAGAAUUCUCGGCGGCAUUCUGGGUCAGUGGCAAAGAUGUUACGUCAAUGCGAAACGAUUUUGUUGCUAUUUCCCGCUAUCUGAAGCUGCCAGAAGCUCCUCCAUUGGAUGCGACCGACGCCGAAAAACCGCAGUCGCAAAUCGCUGCUGUGGAAGCCGUGGUACGGUGGUUCGAGGGUGGUGAUGGCGACUGGCUUCUCAUCAUCGACAAUCUAGAGAUGGAGGCGGAAGAUUUGUUAGACUACUUGCCAUCAGGAGAAAAGGGCCACGUUAUCAUCACGACACAGAAUCGACAAGCUGCUAGCCUGGGACCGACGAUAGACCUUGGUGAAAUGAGUCAACAGGAUGCUCUCCAGCUCUUCCUAAGCCACGCCAACUUGACCCAACCUACUGACCAAGAACUGGCCAUCUGUGAGGAAAUCAUAUCGAAGCUCGGGAGGUUGGCUCUGGCGGUAGAGCACGCAGCAGCCUUUGUUCAACUCGACAAGAUGCCCCAGCGCUAUCUCCAACAACUGGAAGGGGAGCUGGGCAAUGCGCUGGAACGAUCGCCAAACUAUACCAAUCACAAAUUGUCAGUAAUGGCAACGUACAAAGUUACCUUUCAGGCUAUAUUUGAAACACAUCGACAGGCAGCCUAUUUGCUCACGUUUAUCGGCGCACUAGAUGGCGAAUCUCUGCCAGAGCGCAUUCUCAGAGCCCCAGCUGCUAUGCCAAUGAUCAAAGGCUGGUGUGUAUACGAUUCGAAAGAUUGGAACUUUCUGGAUGACUACUCAAAGGCCCUCGACAUACUGCAGAGUUACUCCCUUGUGCAUUUAAAAUAUCUUGAGGACGGGUCGACAGCUAUCACAAUGCAUGCCCUUGUCCAUAAAUGUGUGCAGGCAAAGCGCAACCAGGAGUCGCAAUGGAUAUACUUGUACAAAGCAGCCAUGAUUAUUUUGAUCGUGACAACCAAGGAGCCCUACCAUGCGUCGACUUUUGCACAGGUCCGAUAUCUCCUGAAGACGGUGACAGAACGGGCACAGCAACCGAGCACUGGCAAAGUCCCCGAGGAUAUCUGGCUUCUGCUUGGGCAUCUCGUUUUCGCUCACAGGACGUCAUGGCAAGCUGCGGGCAAUGUGCAAGAGCUCAAUGCCUAUGCAGAGACGAUAAUGAACGCUUUAAAAAAGUCGGAGAGAGAACAAGAUAGGCUCGCGAUGGUUAUAUUAUCGACAGUGUAUGCCGCGACUGUGGCAUAUUGUAAUAAGUCACAGACAGCUGAGGAGGCGAGCCUGGCGUUUCUCUAUGGCGAAAUGCUACCAGCUGUGUCAGAGACUCUACGAGCCGCUGACAAACUGAUGGCCAAAUCUAGUGAGGUCGUAACUCUUGACUUUCAGCCUUCUACCUUGGACGUUGUCUACAGACAUACGGAACCGCCGCAGUAUGUGUUGGUUUUGAGAGAGUUUAUGAAGUCUGUUGCGAGGUUUUACAUGGGGCGAGAUCAACCGGAAAUGGGCGCUCUCUACUACCACAUGAGCCAACUGCCACUCAAGAGUACCAUUCUUUCAACAGUACGGGGAGUAUUCUCGUCGCUGACAGCAAUACUUCCCGCAUUCGUCGCCGGACCCACGGCAGAAGACGAGCUCUGCCAGCUACAAAAGAAGGCGGCAUAUGGUAGAGCUGCCGGGGAGAUUGACAGCACUGUCGAAUUAUUUCGCUUCAUCAUCUCCAAAGAUAGAACAGGGCCCGAGGAUCCGGUGUUUGAUGUAACAUUGUGCGAUUACAUCAAGCUACUCUGUAAACUUGGUCGUAGGGAAGAAGCCGCCGAGGCACUGGACAAGUUCAAGUAUCCCUCACCCGAGCAGUCAGAAGCUGACAUAGCGAUGGACUAUAAAGACUACUACUUAUGGAUCCGGAAAGCAUUCGUCAUGGCUAAAGACCACCACGACACCCAUCCCGAGGUCGAAAGACAACUCCAGGACACAUAUUCCGUGACAAAAGCAGUUUUUGGGACGAAAUCACUCAACGCUAUGCACGCGGCUUUUCUUCUACAUACAUUUUACUCACAAAGCUGUUGCUAUAACCACGCCAUGGUGCAGAAGUACAGCGAGGACUGCAGACAGCUGUUUGCGCAGCUUUACGGUGGUAAAACCAAGCUGCAAAAGUCUGAGGGUUUGUACAUGGCUAAAAUACUCUUGAGUCAGGGGGCACUUGAAGAGGCGGUAUUUUGUUUGGCAUUGUUUGCUGAGUUGGCUGAGGGGGAAUUGGGGCCGGAUGAUCCUAUUACGGUGCCGGCUAGGCGUUUGACAGAGGUGGCGAAGAGGGAACGGGAGGAGGAGUUGGAGGAGGUGAGGAGUGGGAAGGUCAGCUUGCGAUGGGGGUGCUGUAGUUUUACGCGGGAUGUUUCACGAUUAUGA
This is a messenger RNA of Pochonia chlamydosporia 170, 2769 nucleotides long. Its product is annotated as patatin-like phospholipase. Lineage: Eukaryota; Fungi; Ascomycota; Sordariomycetes; Hypocreales; Clavicipitaceae. The record is from RefSeq and is a predicted model, not a curated record. The coding region runs from base 1 to 2769 and encodes 922 amino acids. The transcript has 2 exons.